Acaromyces ingoldii is the source of this 2916-nucleotide messenger RNA. Its product is annotated as WD40 repeat-like protein. Gene Ontology annotation, molecular function: protein binding. NCBI's taxonomy places the organism in Eukaryota, Fungi, Basidiomycota, Exobasidiomycetes, Exobasidiales, Cryptobasidiaceae. The record is from RefSeq and is a predicted model, not a curated record. Bases 114 to 2816 code for a protein of 900 amino acids. The transcript has 4 exons.
AAAUCGCGUCGCAUUUGCCUCCUGGGCACGGCGGAUAUUAGCUGCCAACGCGAUAGUAACGACAAUCGACGGACAGGAGUGAAGGAACUUUCGAGACGAGACGGGGCCCCAUUAUGCAGUCCAGCUUUGUCUCGGGUGGCGGAGGCUAUUAUGGCGGCAACGGAGGCGGUCCGAAUGGCCUACAGCAAGAAUUUGGCAACGGACAAGGAAAUGGGCAAGGGAAUGGGCACAACGGACAGGCUGGCCAGGGCAAUGGGUCGCCAGUCCAGCCUGAGUAUUCUCUCGCCGGCGUUCUUCACUACCUCCAGAGCGAGUGGCGCAGGUAUGAGAGGGACAGGAAUGAGUGGGAGAUCGAGCGAGCGGAAAUGAGGGCUCGUAUUGCGCUUCUCGAGGGCGAGCGAAGAGGCGUGGACAAUCUCAAGACAGACUUGAUGCGUAGAGUCAAGAUGCUCGAGUACGCCCUACGACAAGAAAGAUCCAAGUAUCUGGCAUCAAGUAGCACGAUGCAUGCAGGGGCAUCAAGCCAGGCGGGAGGAGUCCAUGCCAGCAAGAUUGCAUCACUUCAAGGUGUCGAGAAAGCGACUUCGAGCAGCGGGAGGAGCUCGCCGUCGAACCGCGGUGAUUCCGAAGCCAGUGCGGGCCAAGAGCCCGCCCAUCAGCGAUCGUUCACCUCGGGCACUAUGAAUUUCUCAACGUUGGGGGGCGUCAAUGGCAAUACUUUCGGCAGCAACAGUACUCUCUCCAUAGGAGCAGGGGCACCCACCCCGGGCUUGUCGCGACAAGCUUCAAGCGCAAAAGAUCCCAAGGCCAGAGCACGGAGUCGUGACUACCUCAAGCAAUGCCUGCAAGAGAUCUCGUACUUGACAAGCACCAGCGUCUUGAACCCUCUGCCGGAGAGAGCCUUUGGAGCUUCCGGGCCCCAGAGACCACGGAAGACGCUCUCGGACAAUGUUCCCUUCUCCUUUCAGGUCGGCGCAGACGGCAACAGCAGACGUCAAAAGAGUCAAGACUCAAAGUCCACUCGGGGCGGCCUGAGCGCCAGCAGACCCACGCACCUGGCCAAUGAGACGCUCGUUGAAGAAACGAGUGAGGAAGAGGCGGAGCCCCUCGACGGAUCAAAGUCGGAUCCCCAGUCAGGCGAUGACCCUCUCGGCGCUUCUUCAGCCGCUGCGAUCGCAACAAACGUAAUGCCACGCGCAGCGGAUGUGAGCGGGCAAGCGGAAGGCGAGCUAUAUUCAGAGGGUGAAUCGUCGGCCUCCUCUUCUAGCGACGAGUCGUCUGCAUCGACGACAAGUGGACAGACCUCACUAGAGGGAGGUAAUGACGUACCGGCGGAGCACCUUGACGGAGACGACGAACAAGACCGGCUCACCGCGGUCUUUCGCCCAGGCGAAGAGGGCCGACCAGACGCAGAAGAGUGGGCAAGACUGAAGGAGGCAGGCUUGCGAGAGAGGGAAAAACGAGAGCGAGAAAAGAAAGACGCCCACGGACAGCUCGCAGCUACAUCGGAAAAUGUCAAUGCCCUAAUUGAGGCAAGCGCGGGGCGUGAGGUCAGGAAACCCAAGUCCGACGAAGACGAGCUGGCCAGCUUGACCAUGACUUCGGUCGAACAGGACGAUGAGAGCGUCAAGCUCGCUAGCGAAAGCGCUAAUGAAGGCCAGAUGUGGAAAUCGAAGCGCGUUCUACGUAGCCAUCUCGACGCCGUGCGAGCUGUCGCCUUUGACACGGCCGGUCUGUGCCUCUACUCCGCCUCCGAUGACAACACUAUCAAAUUCUGGAGGCUUGAUCCCUCAACAUUUUCGCAACCUCAGCCAAAAACGACGGACAAUGAGCCGAUCAUGACGCUGCGAGGUCAUUCGGCCGCGGUGACGUGCCUAGCUGUUUCGCCAAGUCGACGGAGGCUAUACAGCGGUAGUGUGGACUCCAGCGUCAUUGUCUGGAAACUUCCUGAACAAAACACGGAGGCGUAUCCUCCCGUAGACAGGGACAUGGAGAUGGCCACGCUGGUCGGUCACACCCAAGCGGUCUGGGACAUGACCCUGCUACCUCUGCGAUCCGAUGAUGAGGCUCUCUUGGCCACUGCAAGCGCCGAUGGCACUGUCAAGAUCUGGGGUGCACCGUCCGAGGGGGGUGCCGAAGCCCCGAUGCAGCUUCUCCUCUCUCUCGAUUACUUCGGGACGGAUCCGAGUGCCGAUAGAGAAAGGGAGCGGGAGUCUCUCCUGGAAAAGUAUGACGGUCGACUUCCAGUCCCAACUUCGGUGGCGCCGUGCCACUCGAACCUGCGCCUCUGCGCCGUGAGCUUCACAAACGCAAUAGUCAAGCUCUUCGAUGUCGACACGGGCAAAGAGGUCAUGGAGAUCAAGUCCAACGAGACCUACGACGGCACUGUGGGCACUCAGAUUAACAAGCUGAUCACGCAUCCUACAUUGCCGCUCCUCAUUACGGCCCACGAGGACCAUCACAUCCGCAUGUUCGAUCUCGACACAGGAGCGUGCACGCUCUCGAUGGUGGCGCACCUCGACAGCGUCACGUGCUUAGACAUCGACCCUUCAGGCCUGACACUCGUCUCGGGCGGCCAUGAUUGCUCAGUCCGAUUCUGGGACAUCGUCAACUCGACGGCACCGGAGAAGAAGAGCGGUGGCAGACGCGGAGGCGGAGAGGAGGAAGAUAGCCAAGACAAGGCCGCCAUUUGCGUUCAGGAAAUCACGGCGCAUCGGCGUAAAGCCCAUGAGGGCGUGUUGGCCGUCAAAUACCACCCAACGGCGCCGUUCUUUGCAAGCUCCGGUGCCGACGGCGUCGUGAGGAUUUACGGAUAGAAAUUUCUUUUUCUCUUUUCUCAUUUUUGGAGAGCAUCCCUUUAUCAUCGUUCAGUUCUCCUUCUCCCUGCUUCUCGAGCCUUUUCAAACAAGUCAUUCC